Molecule: messenger RNA, 999 nt
Organism: Argentina anserina (silverweed cinquefoil)
Lineage: Eukaryota; Viridiplantae; Streptophyta; Magnoliopsida; Rosales; Rosaceae
Exons: 6
Coding region: 204-527 (107 amino acids)
Source: RefSeq, a predicted model, not a curated record
ACUCAGAUUCUUAGUGAAAAUAGGGCCGCCUCGUGCACUUGCACUCUCCGCUUGAAGAGGUUCCGCCGCCGUCGAAUGGAAAUCAGCAAAUUUUUGGGAGCCCACGAAUGAUGCAGAUCUGGUAAUCAAGUGCACUCCAGAUUGAAAGGUUUAAUCGAAUCAGGUCUCGAUGGCCGAUCGAGGAGAUCAAGAUCAGUGUUGAAAUGGUGGAGAAGGGAGACCGCGACGAUGAUCUACGAUUUUCCGAGAACAAGUACAACCACCGCUUGACGAAUGUCGAGGCAGAAGAGCUGAAAAACGAUGGAGAUGCCGAGACUCUGGACAACGAAGAAUAUACAGAGUUGCCUCAAGUAGGAGGGUCCAUUGGGCAAAAUGAGAGCAGUUGGAAGGAGGGAGACAGACAUUCUGAUGAGGAGGAUGUUGUUAUGUCCGGGGAGGAGAACAAUGAGGGCUAUGUGAGUGGUACUGAUCCAAUUAUAUCAGGUUGUGGUUGGGCUCUCAAGGUGGAAGGUGGAGUGGUCUACUAAUUCCAACAUGGAUGAAUGAUUUCAAGUAUCAUGAUCUUAUUGGUCUACUCAAAUUGUUGAUGGUGAUUAUGCAUGGUUCACUCUCAGCUAGCAUUUCAUAUGAGCAUGAGAGAUGGUUGGAGCUAGAUAGUCGUGCUAAUUGUGUUACUACGAAGUAUGAAUACACUGGCGAAAUUCUUUGACUCAUUGGAUGCCAAACUUCAAUGGAAGUAUGAAUUUUGUGAUUUUGAUGAAGCACUCAAAAAGCAAUGGUUUGCAAUAAAGCUUCAGAUUAUAUGGUCUAUUCCAAAGACGGGUUUCUUAGAGGAAUUUUUGUUAACACUUGUGUUAUUGACAGUUCGUGUGACCAUUAUGUAUGAAAUUCAGGUAUCUGACCUCCUGUUUUGUGAGCUUAGUAGCUUCUGAUUGUAGUUUGCAACAUGUGACAUUUGAUAUGUAUGUGACUGAUGUUUGAAUGUGAAUGGGAUCAUGA